Molecule: messenger RNA, 1480 nt
Organism: Nicotiana tabacum (common tobacco)
Lineage: Eukaryota; Viridiplantae; Streptophyta; Magnoliopsida; Solanales; Solanaceae
Product: transcription factor bHLH79
Biological process (GO): regulation of DNA-templated transcription
Cellular component (GO): nucleus
Molecular function (GO): DNA-binding transcription factor activity; protein dimerization activity
Source: RefSeq, a predicted model, not a curated record
UUUUGCUUAGCUUAAUUUAUCAAGAAGACCCAUAUACUUGCGCUAAAUUGCGCCGAGGGGCACACUGCGCACCCCAAUCUUCAUCUUCUCCCUCUCUAGUCUCUACCUCACAUCACAGUAGUCUUUGUCUCUCUGGCUUUCACUUUCAGGCUUUAAACUUCUAUAUAAUAAUAACCCAAACAUUUUCAAAAAAACACACUUACACUAACACUAACACUUGCAUUUCUCCCCCCAUAACCACAACUACUUAAGCUCAAAACCUAGGGUUUUCUUUUUUCUGUCCACUCAUCUCGUGUUAAUAAAGUUCACACUAAUCAUUAAACACGAAUGUAUAUAAUUGUGAAUUGUUGAAAUGGAUCCACCUAUUAUUAAUGAGGCAUCAUUCUCGGCGGCCAACCCGAGUUCUUACAGCUUAGCUGAGAUUUGGCCGUUUUCCACCGCAGCAAAUGGUGGCGGCAACGGCGACCUUGGUGGAGGAGGCCUGGGUCUCAGAAUGAGCAGCUUUACGGAUUUAUUAGAGGCGGCUGCUAACUCCGUUAACGAAUCUACUGUGACGGAGCAAAGCGGAAGAAGCGGCGGCGGCGGCGGAACUGCUGCUGUCAGGAAGAGGGAUGUGAAUUCGGAGGAUGACUCUUCUAAGCUUGUUUCUACUAGUGAUGCUAAUGAUUUGCAGGAUGGUUCAGUCGCCAAACGCCAGAAAGCAUCAGAAUCUAAAGAAGAAAAUGGCGGCUCAAAGGUAGAAGCAGAAUCCAGUUCCCGGACGGUUAACAAGGGCACUGAACAAAGUAGUAAACCUGAGCCACCCAAGGAUUACAUCCAUGUAAGGGCAAGAAGGGGUCAAGCUACUGACAGUCACAGCCUAGCAGAGAGGGCGAGGAGAGAAAAAAUUAGCGAGAGGAUGAAAAUUCUGCAAGAUUUGGUUCCUGGAUGUAAUAAGGUUAUUGGAAAAGCUCUUGUUCUUGAUGAAAUAAUAAAUUAUAUCCAGUCACUACAGCGUCAAGUGGAGUUCUUGUCCAUGAAGCUUGAAGCAGUCAAUUCAAGGAUGAGCCACCCUAUAGAUACCUUUCCUUCAAAAGAUCUUGCACCGUCAGCAUUUGAUGCCACUGGAAUGAUUUUUGGCGCACAAGCACCUAGAGAAUAUGCUCAAGGAGCACAAUCCGAGUGGCUCCAUAUGCAGGUUGGUAGCAGCUUUGACAGAGCAACAUGACAGAUGCCCUAAUGAAUUUGAAUAUAGGUUAUUUAGGAAUAUUAGUCUUCCACUUCAUCAUGAUGUUUGUGAGGGAACCUUGGCAUUGGAUCCUGCAACUGUCCAGCAGCUGUUCCACUGUAGAAGAAGCAUUCUUAAAUUUGUAAUCAUAAUCACCCUCAUUUCCAGUAGAAUUGUCUGUUUUAUCUUGUAUGAUCAAGGUCGUCUAACUCAGUGUACUUGUACUAUGUUGUAUUGGUAUAAGAAAUAGACUACGCAGACUUUCUCGCUGUA